Molecule: messenger RNA, 1372 nt
Organism: Culex pipiens pallens (northern house mosquito)
Lineage: Eukaryota; Metazoa; Arthropoda; Insecta; Diptera; Culicidae
Gene: Mpi
Product: mannose-6-phosphate isomerase
Exons: 2
Coding region: 98-1282 (394 amino acids)
Biological process (GO): GDP-mannose biosynthetic process; carbohydrate metabolic process
Cellular component (GO): cytosol
Molecular function (GO): mannose-6-phosphate isomerase activity; zinc ion binding
Source: RefSeq, a predicted model, not a curated record
UCCAACUUCUUAAAAAGCCGAGAGGAAAGUUCACGCAGAGGUCAUUCGCAGUGCAGUCUUCGCCGGAGUUGAAUCAAAAACUGAAUUCCGUUCCAAAAUGGAGCUGAUUGGCAACGUCAAGAACUACGACUGGGGCAAACUCGGUGCGGAUUCGUACGUGGCCAAGAUUGCCACUGCCAACGAUGGCGGGUUUAAGCUGGACCAGGCUCAGCCGUACGCGGAACUCUGGAUGGGGGACCACGUCAGUGGGCCUUCGCUGGUAGCAGGUAGCGGUGAGGAGCUGGGAGCUUAUCUUCAGAAAAAUGGCCAGGACAAGCUGUCCUAUCUGUUUAAGGUGCUGAGCAUCCGGAAGGCGCUCAGCAUUCAGGUCCAUCCGGAUAAGACGGAAGCCGAGAAGCUGCACGCACAGUUCCCGGACGUCUACAAGGACCCGAACCACAAGCCCGAGCUGGCCAUCGCCCUCACCGACUUCAAGGCCAUGUGCGGCUUCCGACCGUACGCCGAGAUCCACGCCCUGCUCAAAUCGUGGCCCCAGCUGGAAACCCUCCUCGGCAAGGACAAAGUCGACCAGCUCCAGUCCGGAACCGAACCCGCCCUCAAGGAUCUCUACUCAACCCUCAUGCACAGCCCACCGAGCGCCCUCGAGACCUGCAUCACCUCAAUGCUCCACACCAUCCAGAACAAACCCGCCCCAUCAAAUCUCGACCGCCUCUUCCUCCAGCUCCACGCCGACUUCUCCGCCGACGUGGGACUCCUCUCGAUCUACUUCCUCAACAUCCUGAACCUCAGCCCCGGCCAGGCGAUCUACCUCCCGGCGAACGUCCCACACGCCUACCUCUCCGGCGACUGUAUCGAGUGCAUGGCCUGUUCGGAUAACGUGGUGCGCGCCGGCCUCACCCCAAAGUUCAAAGACGUGGACACCCUGCUGCGGCUGGUCAGCUACGAGGGAGCCCCGGCGGAGUCCAAGAUCUACCAGCCGAAGCGGUUGGACGGGGAACCGCACACGCGCACGUUCGUUCCCUCGGUGAAGGACUUUGCCGUGGCGGAGGUUAAGGUUCCGGCCGGGGUGAAGGAGUACAGUGUGAGGAAUAGGGCGGAGGGGUGCAUUCUGUUGGUUUGCGCGGGGAAGGGAAAGUUGACUGCUGGAGCAGGUCAGGAGCUGGGACUUGAGUUCGGGAAGAUAGUGUUCGUUCCGGGAAGCGUUGGAGAUAAGCUGAAGCUGGAGAUUGAGGACAGUGGCAGCGAGUUUGUGGCUUAUCAAGCGAUGAGUAAUGAUUUUUAGGAAGUAGGGUGUGAUGAUCUCUGUGUUUAAGUUAUUGUUGUGACCAUGUAUUAGCCGAAUAAAUAGAUUUCAUAGCUUAGUGAAGUUGAA